CCCACUCACAUCAGCAAUUUCAUCCUCUAUCAUCUACCACCCAGUCAUCCUUCUCACCAGAACCACUAACACCCAAGACAAACUAAGCAAGCACCUAAAAAGAUGCCUGUUCCAUCUGUGGCCACCUUGGCCUCCAGAACCUCAACCCUCCCGUCCUCACCCCAUGUGCAUCGUUUCAGCGUGCGGAGAAAACACCCUGCGAAUCAUGAUCUCGUCUCCUCGCGCCUGAUACCACUCGUCCAACUCAAGGAACCUGCCGAUGACUACCCCAGCCAGCCCAUAGAUAUCUUCUCUGAUCUAGUCAAGCAUCACACCAAGGAAGAGCUGGACAUCAUGAGGCAAAAGGCCACAGAGGAGAUAGCAGCUGUCCAGAGGCACGAACUCCCAGCAGCAGCAGCAGCAGUGACCAUCACAAGAAAAAGCUCCCUUUUCUCGAACCUCGAACAUUACGAGGAUGAAGACCUCGACCAUGACAUCAAUGACCUCAUCCAUACGGGUCGGACUUUCUCUCGUUUCAGCGAUGACCUGUCCGAGGACCAGUCCUGGUCAGAUGAAGAGGACUCGACAAGAUCCCAAGAAGCCAUGCUGCCGUCGACCACGACAACGCCUCGCUCAUCACGCAUGAGUUCCACUGUGAAGACGGAUCUUAAUAGUUUGACGCAUGAGGCGCUUGAAGAUUAUCAAUAUCAGUGCGAUGAAGAUGCAAAGUCGGCCUAUCGAGCCCACAGAACCCAGUCAUACGUGCACACAAUGUCCUCCUCGGCGUGGUGGGCCACUCCCUCUCCCUCGGAUAGCUCUCUCACCGACAAGACGGACAACCAUCGUAUGACGGAGGAGAUGCUUCAAAACCAUUAUCAACUGGGACUGGCGGCGGAGAGAAGGGCAAUUAGUCGAGCCAUCAAAAGCCGGUCACGCCUCCACACAACAUCCUCACCCACGCCGUCCAUCAGUCGCGCUCCGUCGACCAGCUUUCUCGCCGAGGAGGACUUCCUUCUCUACCUCCGGAGAAUAGAUGCCAAGCAGGACCGAAUGAUGAUGGUCGCGCAGUGCAACUGGCCCAUCUGCAAGCAUCAGCAGACCCUGCUCAGCAUUCAGCAGGCCCUGCUCCAAGAGCAGCAGACUCUUAUUGACGACCAGAAGGCCAUGAUCGCCGACCAGCAGGCCUUACUGGCGGACCAGAAGACCCUACUCGCCGAUCAGCAGACCUUGCUCGCGGACCAGCAGACUCUGCUCAGCAACCAAGAGACCACCACAAGAAGCUUGCAGAGCCAUCAGGAGUGGAGUCCGGUCAUUGAAUCACCCAUGUUGGCACCACCGUCCUCAGCAAACAGCACUGGACCCAGCACCAGGGCUCCAACGAGAGCCCCGACACCCUCCCGCAACUGCAACAAUCACCGAGCCCCCAGACAUCCCCGAUGUCAGCCCCUUCUCACCACUCAAGAGAUUGUUAUAAGUUCCCUGGCGAACCAGCAGGAUUUGGAUCUAGUCAUCGAUCCGGGCAUGUUGGCCCCACCGCCCUCGGCAAACAGCACCUGCGCUCCAACCAGAGCCCCAACACCAACACUCGCCGACAACGACGACGACCAGCAAGCCCUCCCAUCGUGGUCAUUCAGCACACGGCUGCCUUAUCGCCCCAGGGUUCGGGUUUGA
Aspergillus aculeatus ATCC 16872 is the source of this 1650-nucleotide messenger RNA. RefSeq lists its product as uncharacterized. The coding region runs from base 103 to 1650 and encodes 515 amino acids. NCBI's taxonomy places the organism in Eukaryota, Fungi, Ascomycota, Eurotiomycetes, Eurotiales, Aspergillaceae. The transcript has a single exon. The record is from RefSeq and is a predicted model, not a curated record.